GUGGCCAUCAAGAAUGAGAAGCUGAAGGAUAGUGGGUCUACGUUUGUCAAAGGUUUCUAUAGAGUCCUGGCGAAGAUGGCUGGCGCUGCCACUGAGCAAGCACAUAUGCCCAGUGAGUCAGUGAACAAGGGCGUCCUAAUCGACCCCUCUGCGGGUGAGACAUUGGCUGUGCUAGAUGCGCAUAUGAAGAUGACCACGAG
This is a messenger RNA of Sphaeroforma arctica JP610, 200 nucleotides long. RefSeq lists its product as hypothetical. The record is from RefSeq and is a predicted model, not a curated record. The transcript has 2 exons. NCBI's taxonomy places the organism in Eukaryota, Ichthyosporea, Ichthyophonida. The annotation marks the transcript as partial.